AUGGAUGUCUCUGAGAAGAACACGGCGACUCCAUCACCCGCCAAAGUCAAGAGGCGAGCGAACUGGUUCAUUCCGAUUCUUUUUGCCAUCGAGUUUGUGCUAGCCUGCCUCGUCCUCGGCUUCACUGUCGAUACUUUUCAGUACAAAGUCAAGACACAUACAUGGGACUCUACCACGGAACGAAAUAGGAUAUGUUUCUUGAUAUUUUCCGCCGUGCGGACAAUCGCGCUUGCAGCCGUCUAUAUUGGCUUUGGUUUUGCUCAGAAGUACUUUCAUUCGAUGCACCAUACCAUAUUCGUCGUCCUGAGCACUAUAUUCUGGAUCGUUUCAGGAGUUCUUAUCCACACCCUUUUCGGUCUCAUCGAGUGUGGCGGCGUAGGACGUGUCGCUGGAGGUCUGAGUGAAUGUCAUGAACUCAAGAUCAUCGAGUGGCUUUCUUGGGCUAUCGCGCUGGUCAGCGUAAUUGCUUCCUUCCCCGUACUUGCUCGUGCAUGGAGUGAUUGGAAGAUGAAGAAGCAGAGGCGGGCGAAUGAGAAGAGCGGGUAUCCGCGACAUGGUUUCGUUGUUUGA
Stereum hirsutum FP-91666 SS1 is the source of this 570-nucleotide messenger RNA. RefSeq lists its product as uncharacterized. NCBI's taxonomy places the organism in Eukaryota, Fungi, Basidiomycota, Agaricomycetes, Russulales, Stereaceae. The transcript has 4 exons. The coding region runs from base 1 to 570 and encodes 189 amino acids. The record is from RefSeq and is a predicted model, not a curated record.